This is a messenger RNA of Ruditapes philippinarum (Manila clam), 2719 nucleotides long. RefSeq names its product matrix metalloproteinase-19-like. Gene Ontology annotation, cellular component: extracellular matrix. Gene Ontology annotation, biological process: collagen catabolic process; extracellular matrix organization; proteolysis. Gene Ontology annotation, molecular function: zinc ion binding; metalloendopeptidase activity. Bases 157 to 1641 code for a protein of 494 amino acids. The transcript is spliced from 11 exons. The record is from RefSeq and is a predicted model, not a curated record. Lineage: Eukaryota; Metazoa; Mollusca; Bivalvia; Venerida; Veneridae.
AGAUGAAUCACUUACGGUAAUAUAACUGUAAGGCAAAGAUUAAUUGCUUCAUCUUCUGUCUGUUUGUUGGUUGGAAACGGUCGUAGCAUUCAUUUACUGGUUUUCAGCUCGUUCAAGAUUCAAAGUUGUUUUGUCGGUUAUUGGAAACGGGGAGAAAUGUUGAAUUUUCUAUGGCUAGUUCCAUUGUUAUGUUUAAGUAAGGGUGACCAAGGAGACGUUGAAGUUCGGCGGGAUGCUGCAAAUUUUGAUGUUGAUGCCUAUUUAGAGAAGUAUGGGUAUUUACCACCAAGAGCAGAUGAUACCGGGACACCAUUUUCUCACUCAGAACACAGCAGACGACAUGCCAUCAAGUUAUUCCAGAAGUUUGCUCAUUUACCAACAACAGGACAGAUCAACAAAGAAACAGUCAAUAAGAUGAGACAACCUCGUUGUGGUUUUCCCGACAUUAUACACACCAAUGAUCACAACCCAGACGAUCCCCUUAGAUAUACAGCAGGACCUAAAUGGAAAAAUAAAACGGUGACGUGGAGAAUAACUUCAUACACAGAUAAACUAGAGAUUAAUCAACAAAGAACGGCCAUAGAAAACAGUUUCCGCCAUUGGGAGAAGGCCAGCGGACUUACAUUUAUUGAAAUCAACGACACGGCAAAUAUAAACAUACAAUUUGCAUCUGGUAACCAUGGAGAUGGAAUAAGAAACGCUUUCGAUGGUGCAGGAGGUGUUUUGGCUCAUGCAUACCUGCCUGAAGACGGACGUGCACAUUUUGACAAUGACGAGUUUUGGGUGUUUCACGAAUCCGAGGGCGCAGAGGGCGUAGAAAUAGAAAUGGUUGCUACUCACGAAUUAGGUCAUUCUCUUGGAUUGGGUCAUUCGACGGUGACGGGGGCAUUGAUGGCACCGUUUUAUCAACAUUACAAGGAGAACUUUACUUUAAGCUGGGAUGAUAUUGCGGGCAUACAAUAUCUUUACGGUACUCCCGAGGUUCCCUCAUCAGAAAAAGAAGAGGAGAAUACCACAUCAAGUAUAGAUGAAAACUUGUGCACAUCAAAUAUUGAUGCUGCCAUUCCAGGUGAAAGUGGUGAACUUCUGAUAUUUAUUGGUUCAUUAGUCUACAAACUCUAUGAAGAUUGUGAAGGAAAAAUUACCUGUGUUUUUGAUGGUUAUCCGAAAAAAAUAAAGAAAGUUUUUAGGAAAGGACCGAGACGUGUGAAAACUGCUGCAUACCUGCCGGAUAAACGAAAACGGACGUAUUUGUUCAAGGGACGAAAGGUCUGGCGUUACACUGGCAAAAGGUUAGACAAAGGAUAUCCGAAACAAAUGAGCAAACACGACAUACCUUACAAGCCAAAUGCAGCUUACAUUCAGAAGAAUCAGCUUGCCGACUACCAAUUGUAUAUUUUUGGGAGCAAGUAUUUCUGGGAGAUGAACCUAUAUAGUGACGGGAUAACCAAUGGAGUUAUGAAGACAAAGACAUAUUGGCCUCAUGUUCCGUCCAAACCUGACGCAAUGUUGCAAACGAGGGAAGGAUCAAUCUACAUCUUCAAGGGAAAGUAUUACGAUAGGUACGACCAUAGAAGAGUUCUUCUAGACAAGAAGAAAUCGAUCGCACGUGAUUUGCUUGGUGCUGACUGUUCGGAAUAAGUCAGACUGGGACACUACUGAAAAUACCAGAUAAUAGAAAUAUAGUUGUUUUAUCUUAUAUAUUUCUGCUUUUGGUCUGUUUAUAAAUGUUUAUUACCCUUCCAGAUUUUUUCCGCCUUUUUGAUUGGAUAUUGAUCACCCGAAAGAAAUUGAUAUUACCGAGCCAGACGGGUAAUAUACACAUUAAAUUUCCCCGAUGGGUACCCCACGUUGUAAACAACAUGCGCCGUGCGAUGCGCGUACGGUUUGAUUUUACGCGAUAUAAAUUCCAAUUUACAAGCAAUUUUAAACUGUCAAGUGAUAAAUAUUUAAAAAAAUAGAGUAAUGAUACAUAUUCUCGUCAGUAUAGGAAACAAAUAUGACCUUGUGAAAGCUUGAUAUUAAUUCCAAAAAAGUGCGUUCAACAGACUACUCCUUUUCUCUUGUUUACAUCCGUUAUGUUCGAAAGACAAUACGUCAUGUAUUUGUGACGUCAUGUUAUGGUGAAGGGGUAUCCUAAAGGGAAUCUUAUUCCGACGUUUCAUUUGAAGUAGCAAUUAUUUAUUUUUAAAAUUGUCUUAACUCGGCACGGGAAGGGUAAUAAAAUUUUUAUUUUGGUUUUGGAGUGAUAUAUGUGGAUAUAUUACCUGCCAAGAUAUAAAAUCUUAACAGGUAAUAUAUCCACAUAUAUCACUCCAAAACCAAAAUAACAUAUAAUAUAGAUAUGGCUUAUAAACUCGUCGCAUACAUUGCGAAAUACAUACCACUUUAUAUCAUUUCAUUUGUUAUAAAAGAUCAUUUCCAUAUUAAGUUAUAUGAUAUUAAAUUGUGCCUUUAAAGUUCUAUUUAAAGUUAUCCGACGGUGAUGUCGUAACACUUAACAUUUAGCACGUGUUUAUCAGCCACUACCAUGUCAUUAACGUGCAUUUAAAUAAAUUUAUUGUAUUAGUUCCCCUACAGUCAAUUUUGUGCACGAGGUAUUAAUUUAUUCAUGUUUUACAUGCUUUUCUUUUCAUGCUUAAUUGUAAAGGUGCGAAAUUCUUGCUAUAAAUUGGCAAAUUUUUAUAUGUUACGAGGUGAAAUAAAAUAAAUAAGUAAA